Chlamydomonas reinhardtii is the source of this 2446-nucleotide messenger RNA. RefSeq lists its product as uncharacterized. Bases 169 to 1548 code for a protein of 459 amino acids. The record is from RefSeq and is a predicted model, not a curated record. Gene Ontology annotation, cellular component: axoneme; radial spoke. Gene Ontology annotation, biological process: cilium assembly; axoneme assembly; cilium movement involved in cell motility. NCBI's taxonomy places the organism in Eukaryota, Viridiplantae, Chlorophyta, Chlorophyceae, Chlamydomonadales, Chlamydomonadaceae. The transcript has 7 exons.
AUAAACUGUCUUUGCAACAGGAAUAUAAACCAGCAGCUUUUCCUUGCCUUGAAUAUCAAAAGCUUGAAUACUCUCGAUUGCUUCGUCUACGCCUAAUUCCACGAAUCGCAGUUUCGCCACCUUAUCACAGUAGCCUAGACUACUAGUCAUCUUACCAGGCCGGGCGCCAUGGCCGCGGAUGUGGGCCAGGCUCUGGCCUUCCUGCAGCAAGUGAAGACAACACAAGGCGCAUCAAUCUAUGAAGGCCUUAAAGCAGCGUUGGCGAAGGUUCUGGAGGAUCGGCCUGUGAACGCGGUCGAGGCGCUGGAGACCUCGGUGCUGUCGACACCCCCCGCAGCGAACCUGAGUGUGCCCCUUGUUCCCGCAGCUUCAGCUGCAGCUGCGGCAGCUGCCGUGGCGAAGGCGAGCCUAUUCGGGGACCCAGAGCCAGUGCUUGACCCCGAGUCAGGGGAACCUAUCGAUCCGGAUGCUCCCAACGAGUUCGAGUGCGAGGACGUGGAGGGCGACGGUGACCUGCUGGACGGCCUGGGUGUGGGGCUGGGCCGGCAGGAGAUGUACGCGGCCAUGCUGGCGGUCAAGAGGCUGGGGGAGGACGCCAAGAGGGGCGUAUCUACGGUGCGCUUCUUCGGCAAGUUCUUCGGCACGCAGGCCGACUACUACGUGUUUGAGACCACGCUGCAGAGCAACCCGGACAUGCCCGAGGCACCAGAGGGCACCAUCCCCUUGGAGCCGUACGGCGAGGGCGUCAACGCCUACAUCUACUUUGUGUCCAACACGCUGGGCGGCCCGCUGCAGCAGCUGCCCUACGUCACGCCCGAGCAGAUCAAGGCCAGCCGCCUGCUGCGCCGCUACCUGACCGGCCGCCUGGACGCGCCCGUGUCCGCCUUCCCAGCCUUCCCCGGCAACGAGGCCAACUACCUGCGCGCCCUCAUUGCGCGCAUCAGCGCCGCCACCGUGUGCUGCCCGCGCGGCUUCUUCACCGCGGACGACGACAGCGCCGAGCUGUCCGCCAACGACGAGUGGGUGCCGCUCAAGGGUCGCGAGAUGGCGCUGCCCGUCAACUGGUCGCACCGCUACGCGCACCUCAAGGGCCAGGGCCGCACCGUGACGCACAAGCGCGACCCGCCCGACGAGGAGGAGGAGCCGGAGAAGAACUUCUGGACGGCCGAGGAGAUGGAGGCCGGCCCGCCGCCGCUGGCCACCCUGGACACGGACGCGCCGCUGCCGGCCGCCACUGGCGACAAGGUGCCACCGCCCGCCUGGAGCCCCGUGUUCGCCAGCGCCUCGGUGACCACGCGCAACCAGGUGGCGGGCGUGCGCUCCAACCGCUGGCCGGGCGCGGUGUGCGCCUGCGCGGGCCGCCACUUCACGUCCAUGUACGUGGGCUGGGGCAUCAAGGCCGGCGGCGAGUGGUCGCCCUGCCCGCCGCCGCCGCCCGUGCCGCAGUGGGGCGCCCCCGCUGCUGGCGUCGAGGGCGGGCAGCAGCUGCUGCUCGAGUGCAACGACCUGCCGCCCAAGCCCGCGCCGCCGGAGGAGGAGGACGAGUAGGCAAGCCCAGGAGGGAAGAACGGAUCAGGGCGGUGUGGUUAGCUGAGGCUGAGGAGCUGGGUGAGGGAUGAGGUGUGGAAGGCGCAAAGGCUGCAGGGGGCAGGGAAUAUGGUGUUGGUGUGCGGGUCGGCGGGGAUGCGUCGGUAGAGGUGGGCGGAAAAAUUGUAAAAGCCUGAACAUGUAAGCUGAGGCUACAUGAAUACAGUAAUACCUCACCUCAGUUAUAUGUGCUUGUAAUGGAAGCAACGUUGCUUGUGUGCUGGUCAGCACUGAUGUUCAUUCAACGUGUUGGUGCUUGCUGCCCGCAAUGCCGUGGUGUUCCUUUGCGCUCAUCUUGGGAACGUGGGGGACAUACCCGGACAUGGAGCAGCCUUGCGGUAGUAUUGCCUAGCUUUUGUGCUGCCUUCAUGCAUGCGCCUUUGAGAUUGGCGGCUCCAGGUGGGAUGUCAUUCAUGGGAGCAGUUGAGUGCCAGCAGGGCUGAUGUCCCCAGUGCCCCCAGGCCCAAAAGGGUGUGCGUGGCCGCUGAGGCACGAGGUUCAUCUUCAUCGUUUACACCACAGCACAAAGCAGGCGUGUCAUCAUGAUGCCUUGAGUCGUUGAACUGGCAUGGCAUGUUGACGAGAUGACGACAAGGGACCAUUUCAGGCCAAGACCGCACAGAUCGCCCUCCCUUGGUGCCUCGCUGCCCUGCCCUGCCAACCCAUAAGCUGCGCACAGCAGCAUGGAGCCCAGUGUGACAUCCCUGGAAGCGCCACAACCAGCCCAAUCCACAAGUCUGUAGCUCACAAGGACCUCAUGCCCGCCACAAAGGCUGCCGCCAUACGAUGCGCUGCAUUCUGUGCGUGGUGCAGCAGUACUGUAGUCAGUCCCAAUGCUCUUGUUCAAUACUGUCUUUUA